Molecule: messenger RNA, 663 nt
Organism: Ostertagia ostertagi
Lineage: Eukaryota; Metazoa; Nematoda; Chromadorea; Rhabditida; Trichostrongylidae
Source: the annotation of a GenBank genome assembly
AUGAUCAGGAAGCGAGCACAUAUGUGUCAACAGAAAUUUCCCACAGAUACAUCAGUAGCUGCCUCCACUGCCACUCCAUGCCAUUCGUGUAUUCCUCAUCCGACAAACAUCUACUGGAUAUCGCCGUCGAGACCUCCAUGUUUACACCCAGGUCAGCCGAUAUUCGACUGGCCCGUGAGUAAGGACUGUCUCCGCUCACCUGACAUCCAUUCCGAUCAGAUUUCUGUCGAUGAGACGGGUUUGGUGUUUGCAAAACAACGUCUGUGUUUUUACUAUGCUUUCGAAUUCAUCGACUAUUCGUACGAAUGUGAUGGUAAACGGCUGAGGGCCAAAUUCCGAAUCGGUCAUCCGAUUUUCUCAAAGCAACGACGAUUCAAACGCUGGUUGAGGCGACGAAAUCCCGAUCCGAACACUAUUCAUUUCCAGCAAGAGAGUUAUGUGAAGGAAUUAGCCGAAUCGGCAGCUCCUGGUACCCUUGUGGUCACGAUUUCUGGUGAAAAUCGGCUGGCCAAGUCACUUGAUCGUGAAAUCCUCGACAAACACGUGCUAAAAGUGACAGCGUACGAACGACUUGAUCCUACCGUAUCAUCUAGUGUUACCGUAACCGUGGAUGUGCUGGACGUCCAGGACAAUAGUCCUAUUUUUGAAGUGUCCUAUUGCUGA